This is a messenger RNA of Portunus trituberculatus (swimming crab), 2342 nucleotides long. It is a transcript of the gene MED17, whose product is annotated as mediator of RNA polymerase II transcription subunit 17-like. The coding region runs from base 51 to 2060 and encodes 669 amino acids. Gene Ontology annotation, cellular component: mediator complex; core mediator complex. Lineage: Eukaryota; Metazoa; Arthropoda; Malacostraca; Decapoda; Portunidae. Gene Ontology annotation, molecular function: transcription coregulator activity. The transcript is spliced from 8 exons. The record is from RefSeq and is a predicted model, not a curated record. Gene Ontology annotation, biological process: regulation of transcription by RNA polymerase II.
GGUACCACCACCACCACCGCCGCCGCCUCACAACAACAACAAACGGAGCCAUGGCGGACAUCAGGCUGGAGGUGCCGGGGGAAAAUGCCGUGUUGGAGGUGCUUUACGAUGGCACGGAAUUGUACCAACAGCCUCCAUCCAUGUCAGAAAACCUCACUCAGCUGGCAAGGAAGAUUGACUUUGCCACUGAUGGGGAGGAGGUGACCACCGAGGAGAAGAAGGAGGAGGAGGAGGAGGAAGAGAAGCAGCCAUUCCAGCAGCCACACUGGCCCCUUGAGGAAGUCAGAAAUAAAGUGAGACAAGCACUGACGGAAGUGUCUGUACUGCACGAUCUGCUGAUGAUAGUGAAGCAGAAGCCCCACCAGUACAUGGUUCUUGACCCAGUGCAGGCUGAGGCCCCAGAACCCAAGGCAUACAUACAGUUCCUCUCCCUGAAGAAGAGCCUGCAGUCGGCAGCCUCCAUCCUCCUGACGGGAGGUGAACGCCUCCGUGCAUCACAGACCGAUAUUGGUAGACCAAACCGUCCUGUUCAGGACUUCCACAUUGAGUUGCUGCGGCUUCGGCAGAACUGGCGGCUCAAGAAAGUUGGGAACACCAUCAUUGGCGACCUGUCGUACCGCUCGGCUGGCUCAAUGUUCAGACAAGUUUUACCCCAGACAGGGAUAUUUGAGGUGUCCAAGGCAGAUGAUGUGACAGGACCGAGCUCUCUGGUGGGGGCCAGUGGUGCAGCGUCCCCUCUCUCUCCCAUGGCCAACCGGGCUCCUCAGUCCUCCCUGAGAGUCAACGUCCCCACGGAGCUUACCGGUUUAGCUUACAUCUUUGUGUGCAUCAAAAAAGAUGAGGAAGACAUUUGUUCUGCUCAGCUCACUAGCAGUGAGUUUGUGGGAGGGGAGACUCCAUGGCAGCAGAAAUUGGAGAAAGCUCAGAAUGUACUUUUUUGCAAGGAGCUCUUUAACCAGCUGGCCCGGGAAGCUGUCAAGCUAACCCCCUCCAUCCCUCACCUGGUGGUCGGCAACCAGAUCACGGCAACCAUCUUUCCUGGCAUUCACUUGCUGGUCGGUCUGUGUCACUCUGAUAGCAAGAAUGGUCCCAAGGGUGGAACACUGCCAGGCUCUGUGGGUGGGGGUGGAGGGCCGGCUGUGGCAGGAGGAGGGACAGGAGGCACCACUGUGGGCAGCACCACCACAGGAGGAGGUCUGAUGGGUCCUUCCAAGUACAAACACGAGCAUGACCUUGAGCACUCCCUGCACCAGCUGUUGCACCGCGUCUACCAUAACAGCUUCCAGCACCCGCUGCCCCACCCUGUGUACGCCUCCAUGGGCAUGAGCAAGCGCAGGCGAGCAGCGGGUCUGGAGGGCAUGGACAGGAACCAGCUGCUGAACAUGAUGCGGGAGCAAACCCUGCUGGAGCAGAUCAUCCGGCAGGUGCAGCACAACUUCCUGCGGCUGCGCACCAUGUAUGUCAUCGACCAGCUGGCGGCGGAGUUCAAGGACCCACUCAUUGUGUCCCACUGGAACGCCUUCAACUCGCCCACCCAGUCGUGUGUCAAGAUCAACAUUGUAACGCAGGGCUACGACUCUGCCCUGCGCACCAAGCUGGUCAUCCACAUCUUUGAGAGAACCCUCAAGUGCAUCUGUCGGGACGGGAAGAUCAUGACCAUGUCCUUUGAGCCGCAGGAGCUGAGGAACCUUAUCCUGUGCCAGAUAUCCCAGCACAACAUGGCAGCACUGCAGGGCCUGGCCAAGUACACUGGGUGGACCGUGCUGUCCUCAGAGCAGAACAUUGGUACAGGCACCAUUGAGCCAUUGGGUAAUGCCUCUACUGUCAUGCUGGCGUCCCCAUCAGGCAACAAGGUGAUCGGCGUACACUCGGGGCCCCACCAGCGGGUGUCAGUGUUUGUGUCAUCCUCACCACGGCCAGACUUCUACCCGUCCACGGUGGUGUCGGAGCAGCGGUGGGAGCACCUGGGCUCCGUGUGGCAGGAGGUGCGCCACGACCGCAUGGAGGGAAGGAACUUUCUCAACAAGAUGGAGUUGCUCAUGGCCGCCCUCACGGCCUAGUGAGCAUCUCAGCUCCAGUGAUGCGUGUGUGUUUGUGUCUGUGGCUCUUGAAUUCUCCCUCCACACACCCAGCUGUUACUGUUUGGUCUUGCUGGUGGAAAUGAAAGGACGGGUUUGCCUGAAAACAUUUCCUCUUUGAAUUCAGUGAGUUGUGUGUUUCAGUCUCAAAAGCAAAAAACUAUGGAGUGAAUGUUCCUUGAUCAGAGAAAACAAUAAAUUAUCAAGGAAAGUACAAAUUUUUUGUAUAGUUGUUGAUGUAUUAAUAUUAUUAGAGACAAUCAA